Molecule: messenger RNA, 1818 nt
Organism: Danaus chrysippus (African queen)
Lineage: Eukaryota; Metazoa; Arthropoda; Insecta; Lepidoptera; Nymphalidae
Source: the annotation of a GenBank genome assembly
AUGGCGACGGCAAUUGUUUGUUCGGCUCGCAAGGUCGGGAGGCUGACAAAUGCUGUGCGACGAUUAUACUCAGAUUAUCCUAAAAUCACAACUCACUAUACGAUACAUCCUCGGGAAAACGAUCCAAGAUGGAAAGAUGUAAGCAUGGAACGUCAUGCCGAGGAGACAGAUAUCCUCAUUAUUGGUGGUGGUCCAGCGGGCAUGGCUGCUGCAAUUAGGGCUCGGCAACUGGCUGAAGAAAAAGGCGCUGAAGUUAGAGUGACCCUUUUAGAAAAGGCAGCUGAGGCGGGCGGCCAUAUACUUUCGGGAGCGUGUGUCGAUCCCAAAGCCCUUAAUGAAUUAAUACCUGAUUGGAAAGAGAAAGGAGCUCCAAUGAACACACCAGUAACAUCGGACAAAUUUGGUUACUUAACUAAAAGUGGCAGAAUACCUUUGCCUGUUUUCCCCGGUUUACCUCAUUAUAACCAUGGUAACUAUGUGGUGAGGUUGGGUCAUUUAGUGAGAUGGAUGUCAGAACAGGCUGAGGCGUUAGGAGCAGAGGUGUGGCCAGGUACAGCCGGGGCGGAGUUGUUGUAUCGUGACGACGGUUCCUUGAAGGGUGUAGCCACAGGAGAUGUUGGCAUCGCUAAGGAUGGAAGUCCUAAAGACAUGUUUGAACGUGGCAUGGAAUUUCACUCAAAGAUCACAAUAUUCGCUGAAGGUUGUCAUGGUCAUCUGACAAAGAUGGUGUCAAAUAAAUACAAUCUUAAAGAGAAGAGUGAACCACAAUCUUAUGGGAUAGGACUCAAGGAAUUAUGGGAAGUUGCACCUGAGAAACACAAUCCAGGCCUCGUUGAGCAUACAAUAGGUUGGCCUAUGGACAAAAAUACAUAUGGGGGCUCCUUUAUAUAUCAUUUGAAGGUAGAUGAGGGCGAAGCACCCUUGGUAGCGGUGGGGUAUGUGGUAGGGCUCGACUACGCUAAUCCUUAUAUCAGCCCAUUCAGGGAAUUCCAACGCUUCAAGACUCACCCUUAUGUGAAACCCAUGUUCGAAGGUGGUACUCGUAUAGCGUAUGGCGCUAGAGCAUUAGUUGAAGGUGGCUGGCAAUGUCUGCCGGUACCUGUAUUCCCAGGAGGAUGCCUUGCUGGCGACACGGCGGGCUACCUCAAUGUACCGCGGAUAAAGGGAACUCAUAACGCUAUGAAGAGUGGUAUGUUAGCAGCAGAGGCAGCCGUGGAGCUCAUUGUAUCAGGAGAAGCAUCUCACGAUAAAGGAGUUGUACCAAAUAUAUAUGAAGACAAAUUAAAAGAAUCAUAUGUAUAUAAAGAGCUCAAGCAAGUUAGAAACUGUCGGCCAUCUUUCCACAGUCCUCUGGGUGUGUUUGGAGGCGUGGCUUAUUCUGGUUUUUCAACAUUGGUCCGUGGCAAGGAACCUUGGACAUUCAGCCAUGGAGGUGCCGAUCACAGUAAAUUAAAGCCGGCGAAAGAUUUCAAACCUAUUGACUAUCCCAAGCCUGAUGGCGUUUUAACGUUUGACCUUUUAUCUUCAGUCGCACUCACAGGUACCAAUCACGAGUCCGACCAGCCGCCUCACCUUACAUUGAAGGAUGACUCUAUACCUGUUAAGAGGAAUCUAGCACAGUUUGAUGGACCGGAGGCGAGGUUCUGUCCCGCGGGUGUGUAUGAGUUUGUUCCAAUGGAAUCCGGAGACGGUCAGAGGCUUCAGAUAAACGCACAGAAUUGUAUACAUUGUAAAACAUGUGAUAUCAAAGAUCCUUCGCAGAACAUUAACUGGGUUGUUCCGGAGAGUGGUGGGGGCCCGGCUUACAACGGAAUGUAA